Molecule: messenger RNA, 10533 nt
Organism: Epinephelus moara (kelp grouper)
Lineage: Eukaryota; Metazoa; Chordata; Actinopteri; Perciformes; Serranidae
Gene: gpr158a
Product: G protein-coupled receptor 158a
Exons: 12
Coding region: 362-4450 (1362 amino acids)
Biological process (GO): G protein-coupled receptor signaling pathway
Cellular component (GO): membrane
Molecular function (GO): G protein-coupled receptor activity
Source: RefSeq, a predicted model, not a curated record
GCAGAGGGAGAGCGGCCGCCGCACAGCAAAUCCAAGACAGUCUUGUCUACAGUGAGACAGAGAGAGGUGGGGGGAAACAGCUGCAAGCGGAUACUCAACAUCAACAAGCUGUAUGAGGCAUCUGUGAAGAAGAAGAGGGGAUUUAUCACGGACAGAGAGGGGGUCCCUUCCGUUUCCCCCCCUCCUUUGCUUUUUGAUUCCAAGAUCAGAGGCGUGGAGCUUGCAAGAAUAUCCUACAAGUGGUGAAGCGAUGCUUUAGCGGAGCAAUUUGGCAGAUUUUUUUUACAACACGCCCGCCCAACGACACUGUAAUUCCGUGCAGCAAUCCCCCAAACAUCUGUGGACGCUUUUCUGCAGGGAGAUGGCUGUUUUCCGGCUGUCGUUGCUGCUGCAAGUGGGAUUUGUGAUCGGAUCAAACCAUAAAUACGCGGAAUGGUCAGCGCAUGGGGAAGAUACCAGAGCACGGGAGGCGAUUUACGGCGCUCAGACGCACCGUCGGCAGCUGGCGCAUCUCCGUGCGCCUUAUCCUCCACCCGGGGAGACGGCGGAGGUGCCGCAGAAAAUCGAGGAGCAUCUCCCCCGGGUGGUCACGGCUUUUCUUCACACGGGGGACUCGACCACAUUAAAGCACGCCAACUGCUCGCGGAGGUACGAGCUCACCUCUCUGCGGGGAAGGUCACAAGCCACCCCGCAUUACUCCAUGAGCAGCGUGUUGGAUACGGUGCUGCACGCCACAAACUUCCUCAACAUGAUCUUGCAAGCCAACAGGUCCAGGGAGCACAGUCUCCGGCGAGACAUUGAGUGGUAUCACGCCUUAGUGAGGAGUAUACUGGAAGGAGACGCCAAGAUUCACCGGGCGGUCGUCACUUUUAACGCGGAUUCGUCCGUGACGGGGCCCUCGGUGCUUCUCCAAGCCACCAGGGCCGGCGGAGAGAUAGUCCUCCAAGACCUCUCCAGCAUGGCUCACCACCAUCUGCACAACCGCACAGUAGACACAGAGUGGUACCACGAUGUCAAAGACAGGAAGAAGCCCAGUUUCCAUAAGAGGGUGCUGAGCCAAGAUAUCAGAUCAGUUGACAAUUCUUUAAAAAGAGGAGAGAGUUUUAUCCCGGACAAGACGCAUGUCAAAUGGUCUGCGCCCUACCUGGAGUGUGAGAAUGGGAAUUUUGUUCCCCGUUGGCUUUUGACCUUAUCGGCUGCUUUCUAUGGCCUGAAGCCCAACCUGGCUCCUGAAUUCAGGGGCGUGGUGAGAGUGGACAUUAAUCUGCAGGAUGUUGAUAUCGACCAGUGCUCCACUGACGGCUGGUUUGCUGGAACUCAUCGAUGCAACCUGACCACUAUGGAGUGUUUGCCGAUCCAUGGUCAUGGAUUUGUCUUGGACAAGUACACGUGCCACUGCAAGAAGGGAUUCUACCACCCCAACAGAGUGGCUGUCAACGGCUUUACAAGGAUGGGAAGAAAGGGAAAGGUUGCAGACAGCGGCCCCAAUGCUGACGAGGGGUCCUCCAGCGACUGCCUGCCAUGCCAGCAGGGCUGCGCCUACUGCAAGGACGACACCCCCUGUGUGGCACGAGAAGACGGUGCUCUACGCUUGGCUGUGCUCUCCUUCCAGUGCCUCUGCAUGCUGAUUGUCUUUGUUAGCAUGAUACUCAUCUACCACUUCCGCAGGAAUAAGAGCAUCAGAGCAUCAGGUCUAGUGCUACUGGAGGCCAUCCUGUGUGGAGCUCUGCUUCUCUACUUUCCGGUCGGGAUUCUCUAUUUCCAGCCGAGUGUUUUCCGCUGCAUCCUGCUGAGAUGGGUUCGACUGCUGGGUUUUGCCACCGUCUACGGGACACUGACUCUUAAGUUGUACAGGGUGCUGAAGGUGUUCCUCUCCCGCACCGCCCAGAGAAUCCCCUAUAUGACCAGCUGGCGAGUGUUGCGUCUGCUGGGCAUCAUCCUGCUCAUCGUCUGCUGGUUCCUGGUGGCUUGGACAUCUGCCGUCUGUCAGAACCCGGACAGGAAGUUGGCUCUCAUUGACGUGGGCUACACGCCUGAUGGGCUGCAGUUCAGCAUGUGCCUGCUGGAUCGCUGGGACUACAUGAUGGCUGUUGCUGAGUUUCUCUUCCUGCUGUGGGCAGUGUAUCUGUGUUACGCCGUGAGGACGGUGCCAUCGGCGUUCCACGAGCCUCGCUACAUGGCCAUCGCUGUUCACAACGAACUUGUCCUGACAGCAAUAUUCUAUGUCAUCAGGUUCACCCUUGCGCCGGAGCUCCAUCCAGACUGGAUGCUGCUGCUGUUCUUCACCCACACCCACUUAACUGUAACAGUAACACUGGGUCUGCUACUCAUCCCUAAGUUCCUGUUUGCUGGCACCCACAUGAGAGAUGAUAUAGCCUCUGAGGCCUAUGAGGACGAGCUGGACAUGGGUCGCUCUGGAUCCUAUCUUAAUAGCAGCAUCACAUCAGCAUGGAGCGAACACAGUCUGGACCCUGAGGACAUUCGGACACCAGACGAAAUGGGCCAUCUCAGUUCUAUUAAUGGCUGUGGCGUAAGGUCUUGCGACAGUCUUUGGGAAAAACGUACCAACGAGGAGCUGAAGAAACUCUACUCCCAGCUGGAGAUUUACAAGAGGAAGAAGAUGCUGGCUAACAACCCUCAUCUUCAGAAGAAGCGGAGCUCCAAGAAAGGGUUGGGUCGCUCGCUGAUGAGGCGCAUCACUGAGAUUCCAGAAUCGGUGCACCGGCAAUGCAGCCGUGAAGAUAAGGAGGGCGGAGAACAUGGGAGCAACCGUAACAGCAUUUGUAUGCUGAAGAAGAACCCUUUCGAUCCAGCUCACCCAGGAAAGCCAGCGAAAGAGGAGACUCUUAAGAACAAGGUUUUCUCCCUCAAGAAGUCUCACAGCAGCUACGACCACGUCCGUGACCAGAGUGAGGACUCCAACAGCUCAGCGACAGACAAGAUGGAGGUGACCCCAGCUGAAGGCUCUCUCCUGGAUACACUUAUGGGCAAAAAGCUGGUCAAGAAGAAGUCCAGUGAGAAUAUAAGCGCCCCCAGUGAAUCUACGGAAUCAGUUCCUUUGGUGUGUAAGUCAGCCAGUGCCCAUAACCUCACUGCAGACAAGAAACCGAUUCACCCCAGAGCCUCUAUGCUGCAGAAGUCCCUCAGUGUCAUUGCCAGUGCCAAAGAGAAGACUUUGGGCUUGACAGGAAAGACCCAGAGCACAGAGGACAGCAAUAAGAAGAGUCAGCCAAAGAGCAAAGACACAAAGGCCAAUGCAGAGUCGGAAAACGAGUGCCAACCCAAAAUGAUUAUCAGUCAGUCGGUUGAGUACAAACAGACUGCGACAGCAGGCAGGAUCAUGAAACAGCCGGUGAGCGGUAGCCAGCCUACAAUCUGCUCUGAUCCAGUCAAGGGAAAAGACCUCUAUGAUCUCUCUGAAGUGUGUCCCUGGGAGGUGGAGGAUCUCCCAACUCCGUCUGAAAACAAGGUCCAAAAGCAUGUAUCUAUUGCACCAAAGGAAACCACGACGGUUCAUGGGGGUAGCACCAAGGGAGGCAAAUCUCAUCAGCAGAAGCAGAAAGCUUCUGAUCAUCCUCCGUCGAGUAGAAGGCAUUCAAAAGAACUACAGAGGUCAACCGCUGUACGUGCAGAUGUAUGUCCGUGGGAGGAUGGAGGUGAAAGUCAAGGCAGUCAAGUGGAAGGAUCCAAGCAACAAACAAACAGUCAGGCUAGCAAACCUGCUAAGACACAGCAGCCGCAUUCUACAACAGAGAGCUCCAAAACGAAUCGGAUGGAUGUUUGCCCAUGGGACUUUGAAGAGGCUCAAAAGACAACAGAGACAGCUCGAUCACCGGAUAUGACAUCACAAAGAAAAAGCCCCUCUCCUGUGGAUGGGAGAGGGAGAAGUACCCUUUCAGAUCCAUCCAAAGCAGGAGGCUCGCUCCAGCCACCACCUUCAAAAGCUGAUGUCUGUCCCUGGGACUUCGAAAGCACUGCCGUGUCUCCAAAUUCUGAGAGGACGCCUAGUCCCUCUCAAGUACCCAAAACCAAGGAAUCCCCAUCAAACAAGAAGGGUACCCCUUCCACAAGAACAGUUGAGAAAGAGAAAUCAAAAGACGCUGAUGAUGAGAAAAGUAGAACAAAAGCGAAAGACAAGAGUAAAUCUUCAGAGAAACACGUGAGCCAGCAAAAAAUGGCUGAGGUAUGCCCGUGGGAUGUAGAGAGUCAUCAGGAAGUGCCAGUGGUAGAAAAAAGGAAAAGCGCGAAUGUGGGAGCAGCCAAAGCAAAGCCGGCUGAAGUCUGUCCGUGGGAUUUUGAGGAUACAUCAGAUAAAAAAGGUACAGACAAAAGUGCUUCAGUAGUGAAACAGAGCAGUCCAAAUCCUAAAGGCGGAGCUCCGAGUGCUGCCAAAAAGGCAGAUGUUUGUCCCUGGGACUUUGAGGAUAGCACAUCGAGCAAGAAGGCAUGACACUCAACCUUAACGGACCACUGAAAUUAUAGUUAUUGAUGUAUACUUUUUUUCACUUUGAAAUCGUUAAAUAUUUACUAUUAGUGCGGUGACUUGGAAGAAAAGUUGAUCAAGUUCCACAAGUUGCCUUCCUUUCCAAGGUUUUGUUCCUGUUUUACCUAUUUUGAAAAUAAGUAAAAUGUACAAAAAAACAAAACAAAGUCAUGACGAGCAUUCCAGAUUAUUACAGGAAGAUCCUGAAGAUAAAUCUUAGACUAAUUAUGCAACUUUUGAUUCAGCCUUUUCACUUCACGAGCAAUGUUGGAAAAUCUGCAUUUAUCAUGUAUUCUGUACUCAGUCAUAAAUUCUUACAUGGUUCUUUUUGUCUAUAAACAUCAUCACUUAAUGGAUAUGACAUGAGAAAAGGAUUUGUAGAGAAAAGUAAGGUUGAUGUACAAAACAGCAAAAGUGAAAGCCAAAGAAAAAGGGAACAUUUGCAAAGAGGGAUGUUGGUUUUAAGGCGGUAAAGUUAAUUUAUUAGUUUGUGUCCAACUCUUGGCACAGCGAGAAGGACUCAGUGAGGAUAUCAGUCUAUAGCACUUUAGCCAACUCCAUAAAUUAAGAACUGAGGACAGACUCUGUUCCUCUUGUACAUUUUGUCUUCUUAUUUUCAACUUCACGGCAUGAUUCCACACAGGAUAUCACACGCCGACCAAACUUAGACAUGUUUUUGUUUAGAUCUAUUUAAUUGUAGUUCUCGGCAGAUUAAAAUGCUUCCAGGUCUGCAGAGAUGUACUGUAUGUGCCUAACUUACUAGCAUUGUCUUGUAUCAGUCUGAAGUGAAGCAAGUGGCUUCUCCUUCAGCACUUUUGUGACGGUGAAUUAUAUAAACAGCAUGCACAGCCAGGUAUCGAGAGUAGUUGGACCCUACCAGUUUGUCAACUAAAACAGUUAAUGUGUUGACAAAUACAUAAUGAUGUUUCUUUUCUCCUUUUCCUGCUUUCAUAUUUCCAGAAGCUCAUUCAGGGUGGUGACGAUUAUAUGAGAGCAGCAUUAACAUGAAUGUGUGACAAAAUGGCUCAUAUGUACACUGUAAAAAGUAGGAAUAGAUAAGUACUGGGGGAAUACUGAGGAAAUAAUUUGCACCAGCUUUCUUUAUAAAUCCAGCAUGGGUCUUUGUGUUGGCUUGCACCAAGUGUGUGUGUGUGUGUCUGUGGACACAAUAUCAUGAAUUUAAAGUGAAAAUGUAAUUCUGUAGUUGAACCUCUGGAGUCUCAUACAUCAUCAAGUCUUGGCAGCGCUCUCUGUCCUUACACUCCCACUGUCUCAAACACCCAAACUAAAAAAAGGUGAGCAGGUAACGAUUUUAUUUUCAGACAGGGAACAGAUAGAAGCUGAUGCUUAAAGGAUAGUAUCGCUUAAUUAUAACUAGGGUCUUAUUUUCUAAGUUUUGGAAAUUAUUCCAAUCGGUAAUAACAACAUUGUACUUGCUGAGACCUGGAAUCUAGCUAUCUGCACUACAGAAAAGUCCAAUGUAGCAAGAAACACAAGUAGUCAGAUAGAUAUACAUACAGUAUAAAAUGUAUCAUUUUACCUUUGACCUACCAUACUUACUGUUUCGUCUUGACAUAGUGGUCCUGUGAGGCCCUGACACACCAAGCCAACUGUCGGCCAUUGGUCAACCAUACACAACAACUACACUACAACAACAGCAAUAUUACCAUCCACACUGAAGAGCGAUAACACUGUAGUUGUGGUCCACAACCCACUUGACUUAGAACAAUUUAUAAACCCAUAUAAUUGUAGUUUGUCAUAGUUUUUCAUUCUUGAUGUGGACGGCCCUUAAAUAACAGCUAAAAAGCUCUAACUGGUUGAUUGUUUUUCCAAUGGAGGGAAACAGCCGUCAGUUACCACAAGAUGUCAUUAAUUGUGUAAUAAAUUGAAGACGUACAGCAGGUGGCGAUUUAGAGACCUAGAACCAGUCUCAGAGUAUCCCUAACCUUUUAGGUGCACUCACUCACAUAUUUUAACAUGAAAUAAUAAUUGCUCUGAUAAUUUGGCUAAACCUGUCUAAUCACAUGACCAGUUGUGUUUCCUGUCUUGUCAGACUUAAUUACUUUGUUUACGUUGGUGAGUACAAUGUUGUUAUAACUAAUAGAAACAGUGGUCAUUACACCAAAAAUAAAACCCAAGUUUCUUUAAAGCAGAGCUAUCCUGUAAUAUUUAGAUAUGAUAAUAUCACUAUAGCACCAAUAUACAGCAGUAGUAUCCUUUCAUAUUUGAAAUAUCAGAGUGUAAGCACUAUACUGCCAUCAGUUUUUUCUGUACGUUUCUUUAUUGAAAGUUCACAAAUAGCGUAAGACAUCUUCCCAGUUUAAAGGGAAACUUUGUUAUUUUUGAACCUGUAGCUUAUUUUCCCGUUUUUGUGUCUAAGUGACUACUGGGAACAACAGUUUUUAAAAUUGGUCCAGCAGCAACUGAAACAGGCUGUAAAAUAACCACCUGGGGCAUGUUGACACUGUCAAUGUGCGUUCAGUAAAGGUGCUUGUUUUUGCCACUGACAGGCUCAGAUUGUGAUUCUAAGUGUCUGACAACGUUAUGGAAAGGAUCCUCACAGAGACAAAGCUUCUUGUUAAAGACGACAUUUGACGCCCAUUUGAACAGGUUCCGUGUUUGGCUUUCAAAUGGUGAUGACUUACUUGUAAAUGAAUGAAAACACAUUGAAAUCCUCAUAAAUAGAUAGUCAGGUUUCUAAAGAUAUAUGACAUGUCUAUGUUUCAUGUAGGUUGGUGGAGUGUAACGUUAAUUUAUAAUCACCUGGCAAGAUUUAAUUUCUUUAUUCAAAUAAUUCCAUGGGUAGCCUUAAAAUGUUCUAUAAGGGUGGUUCUAUUAGGCGUUAUAUGAGGUAAAGAAAGGUCUGCCUCUUUAGGGACCAUUUCCAUAAUGUUGUCAGAAACUUCUAACAAUCUGAGCCUGUCAAUGACAAAAACAAGCACUUUUAGUGGACACAAAGUGAUGAGGUGCAAAUACAGAGUGGACUGGUUUCAUUGUAGCCUGUUUGGUGGCUGCCUGCUGCAACUCUGUCACUUAACACUGGACCUGUUUCAAAAAUUGUUGGCUCCAUAAAUCACUAAGACACAUGGGAAAAUAGGGUCGUGGUUGAUAAAUAGUAAAGUUACCCUUUAACACAAGCAGGCUAAUGCCCCAUUGAUUAAUUAAGAUGAUCAUUUGAUAAUUAGGCUUCACAAUGUGGUUAUCAAUAAUAAUCUGACUAAACCUUUCGAGGGAUUUGAUUUGUUCGAUGUUUUGUAUCAAAAUGUCUAAAUAUUCAUCAUCCAGUAUCCAAGUGAAAAAAAGAGAAAUCUCCCACGUACAUUUAAACUGUUAAAACACCUGACAAUAACUGCAGUGGUGAGGAAAACUAUGUAUCAAUAUAGCAUCUACGGUAUCUUGUGAGAAUUACAUGGUAUCACUGAAUGUUGUCACUGAUUGUAAUUAUCUAUAAUUGCUGUCAAAUUCCUCAAUAUCCGAAUCUCUGUAGGAGUCCUUACUAAAUGUCAGUGCUUGUCAGUGAGAAUUUCACAAAGUCCUAUUUGAUUAAACACAGUACAAGUGCUAAAUUUCUUUGGAUCAAAAUAAUCCAGUGACAAAUAUUUGUAGCCUUCCUUGUCCGAUUGUGUUUAAUUCUACAGCUAGCCUCUCUAUAAAAAUGAUUUAGAUGCUAUGUCUUAUAUCUCUGAGAAAUGAUCUCCACCACUAACCUGCUGGGGGCUUGUCUGAAAUAUUUCAAGCAUGGAGUGUUUGCCCCACAGCACGAGAUUUGUCAUCGCCUCUGUUUUAUGAGCUCCUUUAGGAAAGACAGUAACUGUUGACGUGCAUUGAUUGAUUGUAAAUGAUAUGAUGGAUCUAUGUGAUAUUUAUGAACCUCAUGUUAGGCGUCAUCCAUCACAUGCAUUGUGGUAGUGAAUGCAGGAUCAUACCACUGGACCCCUGGUCAGACAACGACAUUUCAGAAACCCUUUCCUUUCUUUUAUUUCUUUUUUAAAGUGACUUUGGAACCACUGCCGCACUGGAACUUACUGCCCUGGGUGAUAAAUAAUAUGCUGUAUGUUUUUAAAAUGAGCUGCUUGCUUUGUCCUCACAGGAAAGUUAUUUUAACUGUUUAUUUCAUGAUUAUUUUGAAAUCCCAAGCUCAUAGGCUCUGAAACAAGUUUGAUUUCGCUAAAGUUCAGUCCAUUUGUUAGAAAAAAUAGAACCAUAACAAGCAAUAUAUUAUGACAAGCUAGUGUCGAUACUUAAUUUAUUCAGGCAUGUAUUUAUUUCAACCCCAUUUCACUCCAAACUCAUCAAAUAGCAACACUUGGUCAGUGGCCCUCAGCGUCAGAUAGUGACUCACAGAGGCAUCCUUUAGCAGCAGUGUGAAACACUGGGUGGCUUCAUUUUUUUAAGCUCUGAGCAACUACCGAAGAAUAAAGACGAGAAAGUCGGCACAGGGCUGGCGGGUCAACAAAUUCCAGACUUUCUCAGGGGAGACUGCUGUUUGUGUCCUGGGAGAAAUGUCAGAAACCUUACAUCACGUUAGUCACAAACCAUGUACUGCCACGUUGUCAGUGAUUUCAGCGUCAGAGACCGAUGCAGAGAGGCUCCUUUUGCUGCAGUUUGAUACGCACCAGGCGCCUCAGUUUUAGAGGCAGUGGGCAACAACCCAAGUCGUCACAUACGGCUGCUCUGUGAGUGGACAUUGCCGUUAGCCAUGAAUGCAGAGAGACACCCUUUGUGGCUGUAUGAUACGCCCCAGUUAUGUCAGUUUGUAAUGCUGCCAGCAACUACUGUAAAAUAAAGAGCAAGAUAGUCCAUUUGGGGCAGGCAAGAGGGGAGGUAGACGGGAACAACAAACUUUGGACUUUCACGUGGGAGUCUGCUGUUCAUUUCCUGUGUAAAUUUAAAGCCAAACCAUCGUUUUUUGUAACCUGACCAUGUGCAUUUGUUGCCUAACCUUAAAGAACAAUACCAAAAUCAAGGUGUUUCACUAAGAUAGUAAGUUUAUUGGGAACCAGACUAUGUAUGCAACGAGCAGAAACUGAACAUUUCCUGUUAAAACGGAAGUGUAUUUUGAAAUAAGAAGAUGUAUUACACAAGUGUGAAUUGACACACCAUCCAUGAACUUCCCAACGCGUCAUAUUUAGAUGCGAAGGUCGACUGACAAAGCAGUGGUAUUUGACGAGAUGGGAUAAGAACAUGUUACGGAGUUUGACGUGUACGACCACUGACCAAGCGUCAGUAUUUGACGAGUUGGAAUUGAGAAUGUUUUGUUUAUUUACACACUGGACCCAUGAGAUUUCGAUUACAGUCAUUCUGUCUUAGAGCAGAAAAUAACAAUGCAAUAUCCCACCAUUACACUAUGAAAGACGUCACGUGCUCGGUUCAAUCUACGCCAUUGUUUAAUUUGCAUAAUUUCAGGUAGUGUGCUUGCUGUAGCAUCCCUCAGUUCAGUCAGUCCAUAGCUGUGUGUGUACUAACUUGUGUAUACAUAACCGGUGUCUGUUUCUCCGCAGAUGAUCAUUGUAUUUUAGCUGUAUCAUCAAUGAAUCAGUGAAAGUCUGAAUCCCAAAUGGAGCCCAUUGUUCCUUUUAUCCAUCUCGACAUAGGCGACACGGUGUCCCGUAGCUCUUUGUCCACCAGUCGGAUCUUUACUUUCCAUGGUGCGUUCUGUUGGCUAGCUGCUUUCAUUUCAACCUGACUUCUCUUCUCUUGUGACCAAACCAAGUCACCCGACAACAAACACAACUACUACUAUUGCUACUACUACUAUUCAAUGAUGUAACGUCGUAAAUCUUGCUCUUGUGGCUUCUGCAUGAAUUCAAGAAAAAAAUAAAUAAAUAAUAGGACCGAUGUUUCACUGCCCUUGAUAGAACAAAAAAGAAAAAAAAUUGAUCUUUUAUGGACUGUUACAAGUUGUAUAGUGAGUGAUACUGUCCCUAAACCACUGUAUUAUGUGCUUGUUAUAACUAUUGCUCUAUGACAAGCUUAUAGCAUCAAUAUAUGGGAAUAUUUGGUAGAUUUAUAUUGUGUUAUAUUGUGAUAGCAUGUACAUAAAAGAUACC